AUGACAAAAGAAGCUUCCAGUUCUCCUAGUAAUCUGGCUCAAAAACCAAACCCGUAUGAGCCACACCCUUCGGAUUUCGUCUCCAACGUGGGUAACUUCCAAUUGAUCGAUUCUACUCUGCGUGAAGGUGAGCAGUUCGCCAAUGCCUUUUUCUCCCACGAGAAGAAAAUUGAGAUCGCUAAAGCGCUGGACUCAUUCGGGGUCGACUACAUCGAAUUAACGUCUCCAGUAGCUUCCGAACAAUCUAGAAAGGACUGUGAGGCGAUCUGCAAAUUAGGAUUGAAGGCAAAGAUUCUUACACAUAUACGGUGUCACAUGGACGAUGCGCGUGUCGCUGUCGAAACUGGUGUCGACGGUGUAGAUGUAGUUAUCGGUACGUCAAAGUUCUUAAUGGAGCACUCCCACGGUAAAGAUAUGAACUAUAUUGCCAAGAGCGCUGUGGAGGUGAUUGAAUUUGUCAAGUCCAAGGGGAUUGAGAUCAGAUUCUCGUCUGAGGACUCCUUCAGAAGUAAUUUGGUUGACCUUUUGAAUAUCUACAAAACUGUUGAUAAAAUCGGUGUUAACCGAAUCGGUAUCGCGGACACUGUUGGUUGCGCAAACCCAAGACAAGUUUACGAGCUGGUGAGAACUUUGAACAAUGUGGUAUCCUGUGAUAUUGAAUGCCAUUUCCAUGACGAUACCGGUUGUGCCAUUCCGAACGCGUACUGUGCAUUAGAGGCUGGUGCAAAGCUGAUCGAUGUCUGUGUACUUGGCAUUGGGGAAAGAAACGGUAUUGUACCCUUGGGUGGCUUAAUGGCAAGGAUGAUUGUGGCGGCUCCGGAGUACGUCAAGUCCAAGUACAAGCUGCAUAAGUUAAGAGAUCUUGAGUUACUUGUCGCCGAUGCUGUCGAAGUUAACAUCCCCUUCAAUAACCCAAUUACAGGGUUUUGUGCAUUUACACACAAAGCUGGUAUUCAUGCCAAGGCAAUCUUGGCGAACCCAUCUACCUACGAGAUCUUGGACCCGCACGACUUCGGUAUGAAGAGAUAUAUCCAUUUUGCAAACAGGUUGACUGGUUGGAAUGCAAUCAAGGCGCGUGUGGAUCAAUUAAACUUGAACUUGACGGAUGCUGAAAUCAAAGAGGUUACCAAUAAGAUCAAAGAGAUGGGCGAUAUAAGGCCGUUGAGCAUCGAUGAUGUUGAUUCCAUCAUCAAAAAAUUUCAUGCUGAUGUCACAACGCCAAAAUUGAAGUCGAAAAGAGGUGAGAUUACAUUAACGACCGAAGAUGAUUUGGAUCUGACGUCCACCCAGGGACCUGACACCAAAAGGUCCAAGCAUUGA
Huiozyma naganishii CBS 8797 is the source of this 1320-nucleotide messenger RNA. RefSeq names its product homocitrate synthase LYS20 (gene LYS20). The transcript has a single exon. Gene Ontology annotation, cellular component: mitochondrion. Gene Ontology annotation, molecular function: homocitrate synthase activity. Lineage: Eukaryota; Fungi; Ascomycota; Saccharomycetes; Saccharomycetales; Saccharomycetaceae. Bases 1 to 1320 code for a protein of 439 amino acids. The record is from RefSeq and is a predicted model, not a curated record.